Fopius arisanus is the source of this 1056-nucleotide messenger RNA. It is a transcript of the gene Uch, whose product is annotated as Ubiquitin carboxyl-terminal hydrolase. Lineage: Eukaryota; Metazoa; Arthropoda; Insecta; Hymenoptera; Braconidae. Gene Ontology annotation, cellular component: cytoplasm. Bases 174 to 860 code for a protein of 228 amino acids. The record is from RefSeq and is a predicted model, not a curated record. Gene Ontology annotation, biological process: protein deubiquitination; ubiquitin-dependent protein catabolic process. Gene Ontology annotation, molecular function: cysteine-type deubiquitinase activity. The transcript is spliced from 6 exons.
AAUUCCGUCUCCAGUGCUUUGUUCAUGUUGAUGCCGGUGUGGUUGUUCUGAUAGCCAAAGAAUUCCACAGUUGUAGUGUUUUCUCCACCGAGAGCAAAAGUAGAACUCAACCACCAGCUUCUCAUCAACAAUUUCAAUUUUUACCCAAAGUUUUUUUAUAGUAACAACAAAAAAUGGCUCUAGUACCCCUAGAAUCCAAUCCUGAGGUCAUGACGAAGUUUAUCCAUCAACUUGGAGUACCAGACAAGUUCUCUCUGGUGGAUGUUUACGGAUUAGAUUCCGAUUUACUUGAUAUGGUACCGAAACCAGUGCUCGCACUUAUUCUACUCUAUCCAGACAGUGAGAAGGCUGCAGCGUACACUGCAGAGUUGAUCGCAAAAAUAACAGAAAAAGGGGAAGAAAUUUCGCCAAAUGUUUUUCACAUGCAACAGUGCGUUCCCAACGCAUGUGGAACUGUUGCCCUUGUGCAUGCGAUUGCUAACAACGAAGACCAGAUUGAUCUGGAGGACGGUAUACUGAAGACAUUCCUGGAGAAAGCUAAGGACUUAUCAUUUACAGAGCGUGGGGAAUUGUUGGUUAAUACAGCUAGUGGAAUUACCGAUGCUCAUGAACAAUUAGCACAGGAGGGACAGACUGAAGCCCCUCAGGAAAAUGCACCGGUUUAUCAUCAUUUUGUGGCUUAUGUGGAGAAAAAUGGAUCUCUGUAUGAAUUGGAUGGAAGGAAACCAUUCCCCAUAAAUUAUGGUCCAACUACCAGAGAUCAGUUGCUCGAAAAUGCCACAAAAGUUUGUGGUGAAUACAUGGCUAGAGAUCCCGAUGAUGUUCGCUUUACCAUGAUUGCACUGGUUGCCAACGAGUAAAGAAUAUUCCAUAAAACAUUAAAAAAUAAAGUACCAAUACUUUUUUACAUUAACUUUGAACGUUGGAUGAAUUGAAAUCCAAAUGGAAAAAAUAAGUAUUGCGUUUAUAUGGUAAGAAUGCUUAAAGUGGGAUGAGAAAAAAAAUUUAAUACAUGUUUCUAAGUAAUUUGAAAAAUACAUGAAUUUUUCAGUGUAA